Phalacrocorax carbo (great cormorant) is the source of this 3242-nucleotide messenger RNA. The record is from RefSeq and is a predicted model, not a curated record. NCBI's taxonomy places the organism in Eukaryota, Metazoa, Chordata, Aves, Suliformes, Phalacrocoracidae.
CCUUGGUCCUGCCGCCGCCACCGCCGGCUUGGCCGCCCGGCCGCCCCGCUCCUUCCUGCCCGCACCAUGGAGUUCACCCAGAGGAAGAGAAGCAGGAAAUCCCAAAGCUUUAAACUGAUUAACGAAGAUUACCAUCAUGAGAUAUAUAAGAUCUCUGACUACAGCAAUGAUGUUAAUGGGGAGACCAAAGAAACACAACCAGUUUUUUUAGGAGAUGAAAGCCGGGAAAUUAAAAAACAAAUUACAGGGAUGAGAAGAUUACUGAAUGACAGCACUGGAAGAAUCUAUCAACGAGUUGGCAAAGAAGGAGAAAAACUGAAGGAAGAGCCCCAAGAUUUAGACUUAGCCUGGGCCCAGCGCCUGAAUCCCGCUGCAGAGUCCCAGGCGAGCCUCCAUCCUUCACAGAGCGGUGCAUGGAAUGAAUUAUCACCCCAAGCUAGCCAUUUUUCAGGGCAAUAUGGAACCCGAUCCAAAACGUUCCAAAAUCAAACGCGAACCGUGGCAUCCAAUGGAGAAAUCCCAAUGGUGAAUUCAUCAGUUGGACCAAACUGCUGUACAUGUAAUUGCCAGUCAACCCUACAGGCUAUUCUUCAAGAGCUCAAGACCAUGCGAAAACUGAUGCAAAUUCAAGCAGUUGGGACUCAAACCAGACAGCAGUCUCCUGUUCCUCUGAUUUGCACGCAGAAGUCAACAAUAUCAAGAAAGAGAAAUAAAAAGAAAAAACUGCCCCUCAAAACUGUUGAACCAGUUACCAUGAAUAAGAAACCCAACACUGCAGAGAACGAGAAGAAGCUAUCAGCAAACUCGGAACGAUCGAGUCUGCAAGCAGUUGAACCCCCCCUAAAACCAGAAACCCCUGUUUCAGGAUUUGGAAUUAUCCUUGAAUCAGCUUCAUCAGAUCCAGAAGUGCAACUUGCAGAAGGCUUUGACGUCUUCAUGCCGAAAUCUCAGCUGGACUCUAUAUUAUCAAACUAUACUCGCUCAGGAAGUCUGCUUUUUAGGAAGCUGGUCUGUGCAUUUUUUGAUGACAAGACUUUGGCUAACUCUUUACCAAAUGGCAAAAGGAAAAGAGGGCUCAAUGACAACCGGAAAGGACUAGACCAAAAUAUUGUGGGUGCAAUAAAAGUCUUUACAGAAAAAUACUGCACUGCUAACCAUGUGGAUAAACUUCCUGGUCCUAGGGACUGGGUCCAGAUUCUUCAGGAUCAAAUUAAACUUGCAAGAAGAAGAUUAAAAAGAGGUUUGGCAGAGGCAACUGACUGUGAUGAGAAGCCGGACAUUUCUCUACUACAAACAGGUAACCUUUUUGACACCACGACAGACCAUGUGAUAGAUGCAAACCCAGAUUUUUCAGCUUGAAUUUCACAUCCUGCAUCAGCGUCCUUAGCGGAUAGAAACAUCCUCUCCUUCGAAUAAUGUUCCCGCAAGGUCGGCGUGAGAACCUCAGCAUACCACAAGACGUGACAUCCAUACCGUUGUCCCUUCGAGUUUGUGUUGUUUCAUGCAUUUUCUGUGUAACCUCAAAUAACGAAACCGCCAGAUUGCUUCACGAUGAUUUCCCUCCGUACCCAAUGCAUUAUUUAAUUAGCGGGGUAUCCACUCAGAAGACAUUCUCUUGCCUUUGUUUUUCCUCCAUGACUCUGUUUUUCCACGUGAUUGUGUGCUUGCCAGUACUGUUUCAGCUUAAGCCACGCAGAGGCGAAUACACAGUCGGGUGACUCUUCCCGUCCCUGGGAGCAAGGUUGGCAUCUCUCCCCAUCACGAGCCCCAGGGACUGGAUGAGCAUUUGACUUGUUGGAGCUCUUUGCUUGUGCAGACCCACGUUUCCUUUCCUGGCUGCCGUGGUAUCAAUGACCAGCCGUACGCAGCUGUGAUUAAAAAGUCCUGGCUGGAUUUAGCAGGAAACAAAAUGGGAUUCCUCCCAGCAGUGCCCAGGUUCCUAAUCAUAGCAAGGAGAAGCUAUUCCUCAAACCAUGUCCCCUUCAUGGUCCGAGUGGGGUGGCUCUUGAGCAUCUUUGCCAUGCAGAUCACUGGAAAUGAUCAUUCUCCCCUCAUUUCCCCACCGAGCUCGCCCUACCGCCUCCAUCUCAAAACGUCUUAGUUUGCCCAUUUCCAGGAAGAGGGUCUGCACACUGUGAUUUUUCAUCCGCUGCCCUUGGCGACAAUAUUCACCUAUUUUUAAGGGAAAAAAAAGGCACCUUUUGACUGGCACUCUAUUGGUAUCCCAGCAGUUAAGAUGAGUGAAUCGAUCAAGAAAUUGCACUACCCUCUUAGACAUUGAAAGGGUCGGUCCUUUCAGGUCAGGGCUAAGGUAAAAUCGUACGCGGUCCAUGCAAACCUUUGCUUCUGCACCUUUCAUCAGCACUAAAUUCACUUUAAAAAUGUCGGGAAAAAGUCUAGAAGGUCUUAACUGCAACAUCUAUCGAUCACCAGGCAGUUUGAGCCUGUUUCCUGCAAUUGGAGGGAGAGCUUGCUAGAGCCUUUACCAUUGUGUUUCCUUUCCCUGCGUAUAUUUUAGGUGCAUCUUUUUUUCUUUGGAAACUAUUUGGCCUUUGAGUGUCUCAACAGAAGUGCUAUUACAGAGUGGGGUGGUUUUCAAAAUACUUAAUCUCUUUUUUUAACAAUCCCAAAGCCUGUUUUCUCAGGCGUCGCUGAAUGCCCACAAUGAGGCCAAAGCCAAAAGGGAGCUCUUUGUUCUCUCGGCACCUGAGAAACCAGGCUCCCAGCCCUUUCCCAGCCACCUGCUGUGGACUUUUAGGAAUGACCAUGUUCUCUCUGAAACUGUGGAAUAGAUCGAAUGUGCACUGCAAACCUUAAAAUUUGAGUCUUUCCUUCCUUCGUGGCUUGAAGGUGCCUGCACUGGGCAGGGGGCACCGGUCCAUCGUGUCCAUAUCGGAACUCUUCAGCAAAGGAAUCAGCAUUUUGUAAAUUUGGAAGAUUGCAUUUGUGUUUACUUACUGUGACUACUGUUCAGACUUUCUUCAGAAAUCUUUUUAUAGGGUUUAUUAGAGAGAAGAAAAAAAAUCAUUCCAUAUUUAGGUAAAAAUGUCUCAAUCUUCUGUAUAUAUGUUUUAUUAAUAUGUAAAUAUUUAGAUAUUUUUAAAUUACUAUGUUCUUAAUAAAGCAACAAGGGACUAGUUGUGAAAUGGUGUAUAACAUUGUGUCGUGUUAUCGAUCUCUGGGAAACCCUCUUUGUCAGUCCAGAAAAGAAAACCUACAAUAAAUAACUUUAAUUGCACGUG